Chelmon rostratus (copperband butterflyfish) is the source of this 2537-nucleotide messenger RNA. RefSeq names its product peroxisomal biogenesis factor 7 (gene pex7). Gene Ontology annotation, biological process: protein import into peroxisome matrix. Lineage: Eukaryota; Metazoa; Chordata; Actinopteri; Chaetodontiformes; Chaetodontidae. The transcript has 11 exons. The record is from RefSeq and is a predicted model, not a curated record. Gene Ontology annotation, cellular component: peroxisomal matrix; cytosol. Gene Ontology annotation, molecular function: protein binding. The coding region runs from base 310 to 1275 and encodes 321 amino acids.
CCGGUCCACAGUUUUUAACGCGCUGCAGUGGACAUUGGACAUUGUGUGAAACUCAGCGUUCAUUUUCAAAGUUGUUCAGUUACUGCAGUAGAUGAAAACUACAAUAAAGAGCCACGAGUUUAUCGUUAAACUCAUUUAUUAACCCCCGAGUGGUAUAAUAUAGUUUUUGGCACUGUUCAGCACGCUGUCAAACGGAGGAGGAGAAAUACUGUACUUUGCCAGUUCAGGUCGGUGGUGGUGGAAGUAUUCAGAUCCUCCUUAAGUAAAAGUACUAAUACACUUUAAAAAGUUCAUUAUUUCCAGCUGACGAUGGUGAAGGUGUUUCGCUGUCCGGCCCGUCAUGGCUACGCUGUGGAAGUGUCUCCAUUCAUCCCCAACAGAGUGGCCUGCGCUGCCUCCCAGUAUUAUGGGAUAGCUGGUUGUGGUACGCUCCUGGUCCUGGAUGAGACGGAGACAGGAGUUAAUCUAGUGAGAAGCUGGGAGUGGGGUGAUGGUCUGUUUGACGUGGCGUGGAGUGAAACCAACGAACAUGUCAUGGUCGCUGCGGGCGGGGAUGGCAGCCUGCAGUUGUGGGACACAGCCAAUCACAACGCUCCUCUGAGAGUGGCCAAAGAACACACUCAGGAGGUGUAUUCUGUAGACUGGAGUCAAACCCGAGCAGAGAACCUCAUCGUCUCUGGAUCGUGGGAUCACACCGCUAAAGUGUGGGACCCUACUCUCAGCCAAUCACUGACCACGCUCAGGGGCCACGAAGGGAUCAUCUAUAGCACCAUUUGGUCGCCUCACAUCCCAGGAUGCUUCGUUUCAGCCUCAGGUGACGGGACGCUCAGAGUUUGGGAUGUGAAGGCCGCUGCGUGUCGAUUGGCUGUCCCUGCGCACAAGGCUGAGAUCCUUAGCUGUGAUUGGUGUAAAUAUGACCAGAAUAUUGUGGCCACAGGCUCAGUCGACUGCAGCGUGUGUGUGUGGGACCUCAGGAACGUCCGACAGCCUGUCAGUCAACUGCAAGGCCACACCUACGCCAUCCGCAGAGUCAAGUUUUCUCCGUUCAGUAAGACUUUGUUGGCCUCCUGCUCGUAUGACUUCACUGUCAGGUUCUGGGAUUACAGUCGGAACCAGCCUCUUCUGGACACUGUGGAACAUCACUCAGAGUUUGUCUGUGGUCUAGACUUUAACCUGCACGUCCCCAACCAGGUGGUGGACUGUUCCUGGGAUGAGACGGUGAAGAUCUACACACCUGCCUGUCUGUCUGCUGGAGCACACAGUACAGCACCAUAGGACACACACGGACAAGUGCUGCUAUACUUCUGAGGACCUUAUAUUGAGUUCCAUUCAAUGUGGCCUUGGAACCACCCCCCCUCUUCUAAAUUAUUUCUUAGAGCAUACAGUAAACCCACACACACACACACACACACACCACCGUAAAACCACCACCUGCCUUUUCUGAAGUUUUGUCCGCAGUUUCACUGGAGUCACUUGGUAUUUGUCUAUAAUCAGAGCUUCCUGCAGCGUUUUAUAACAGCGCCCCUCCUGAGACAAGGACCCGUCCCAUUAACAUAAAAUAAAGUUACAUUGUUAUUAAAGUAGUAAGUUAGAGAAGUAGUAGUAGUAAGUGAUCGCCUGAUUGAUAACGUUGUAUGUUUGCAUCCUUGUAAUUAAUCAGUGCAGCACACCACAAAACGAAACUCCUCUGAGCUCCAGCUCAAAAGAAAAAAACUUUGCAUCAACCCUCAUCAAAUUUCUAAUUUCUAAUAUAUUUUACCUGAAAGACCUUUCACAAACAUCUCCAUCCUUUUCUACAAUGAACCUAAGAUCUGUACUCAGCCCCCACUGAUAACUCCCCGAUCCCCAACCAUAACUCCUACCCGCCAACGUACAGACCUUAGCCUAGUCCUAACUCUAACCCUAAACCUGAGACCAAGUCUAAACCCUGAAAUUGAGUUUUACUUGUGUUGUCCCCAGAUAGAGUCCUCACAAAGUUAUAAAUACAUACAGCCACACACACUCGUUGGGAAAGUUCCAUUGAAAUGCACUUUAAUUUAAUUUCCAUGCUGAAAUCUCUUCUUUAUUUUCUUUUAAAGCUCGCUUUUUAGUUAGAAUUUUAACUUAAUUUGAACUACCAAGUACAUUUGUGUACGUUUGUGUAUCAGUAAUCAUUUCAGAUGACUGUGGCGCAGCAACGCUGCCUUUGUCCUCUAAAAUUCCUGUUUGAAAAAUAAAGUAUCUAAACAAUUUUAUUUCAUUCAAUGCAGAAAAACAAUAUCAAGCAACCUUCAUGUUUCAGGCUGUGGAAACAAGUUGUGUUGACUUUGUUGUGAAUGAACAACUUAAAUCAGGAUGCUUUACAGGAAGUGUGAUCCAUAAUGUCCAUGUCAGUGUCUCUUUCUCCUUUAUCUCGGAGACGUUCUGUUAAACUCGAAAGAAAAUGCCAGCUGUGACUAAUCGCUUAAAUGUCAUCAGCGUAGAUAAGGUUGCCACUGAUGUCAUUGAUGAUGAUCUGUUUGUGCAGUGCCUUCAAUAAAGAUGGAAAUAUCACAUGA